This is a messenger RNA of Physeter macrocephalus (sperm whale), 2743 nucleotides long. It is a transcript of the gene SLC9D1, whose product is annotated as transmembrane and coiled-coil domains 3. Gene Ontology annotation, biological process: proton transmembrane transport; potassium ion transmembrane transport. Bases 169 to 2505 code for a protein of 778 amino acids. Gene Ontology annotation, cellular component: membrane. Gene Ontology annotation, molecular function: potassium:proton antiporter activity. Lineage: Eukaryota; Metazoa; Chordata; Mammalia; Artiodactyla; Physeteridae. The transcript has 14 exons. The record is from RefSeq and is a predicted model, not a curated record.
GCCGCCUGGAAAGGGAUGCGGAGAAGCCGCGUCCCGGUCCUCCCCUCCGGAAAGCCGAGCCCAGGACUCGGCGCGGUCGGAACGUCCGGCUGAAAAUGCGUAUCUCAAAUGCAAGCCCGACUUAGCAGGAAGCUUUGGACUGCCUUGCCCUGUCCCUGAAAUUGGAUCAUGAAGGUGCUGGGGAAAAGCCACCUCUGGAUGUGGCUCCCAUUCCUUCACCUGCUGGCCAGCGGCGCGGAGCACGAAGAGGUGGUGAGACACGCCAUCGAGUUGCGCCGGGGCCAAGGGGCGGCCGUCGCCCAGAGGAGACAGUGGGUCCUGGACGGUUGCAGAAAGCUCUCCGGGCUUCUUCGCCAAAAGGCUGUGGUUCUUAACAAACUGAAAAGCGCAGUCAGAGCAGUGGAAAAAGACGCCAGCCUUUCGGACGAAGAGAAGCUGUUUCAGGUGCACAUGUUUGAAAUUUUCCAGAAAGAGCUGAAUGAAAGUGAAAACUCAGUCUUCCAGGCCAUCCAUGGACUCCAGAGAGCCCUGCAGGGCGACUACAGGGACGUGGUCAACGUGAAGGAGAGCAGCAGGCAGCGCCUGGAGGCCCUGCGGAAGGCAGCCAUCAAGGAAGAGACAGAAUACGUGGAACUUCUGGCAGCAGAGAAACAUCAGGUUGAAGCUCUUAAAAACAUGCAGCAUCGGAACAAAAGUUUAUCCCUCCUGGAUGAAAUUCUUGAGGACGUGAGGAAGGCAGCAGACCGUCUGGAGAAGGAGACAGAGGAGCGCGCUUUCGAUGACAAUAAGUCAGUCAGAGGGGUCAACUUUGAGGCAGUUCUACGGGUGGAAGAGGAAGAGGCCAGUUCCAAGCAGAACCUCACGAAACGGGAGGUGGAGGAGGACCUGGGCCUGAGCAUGCUCAUCGACUCGCAGAAUAACCAGUACAUCCUGACCAAGCCCAGGGACGCCACCAUCCCGCGGGCAGACCCCCACCUCAUAAAGGACAUCGUCACCAUAGGGAUGUUGUCCUUACCGUGUGGCUGGCUCUGCACGAUGAUAGGACUGCCGACCAUGUUUGGUUACAUCAUCUGCGGCGUGCUUCUGGGGCCCUCCGGACUCAACAGUAUUAAGUCAGUCGUGCAGGUGGAGACAUUAGGAGAAUUUGGCGUGUUCUUUACUCUCUUCCUCGUUGGCUUAGAAUUUUCCCCAGAGAAGCUGAGAAAGGUGUGGAAGAUCUCCCUGCAGGGGCCCUGCUACAUGACCCUGCUCAUGGUGGCCUUCGGCUUGGUCUGGGGCCACCUUCUACAGAUCAGACCCACCCAGAGCGUCUUUAUCUCUGCCUGCCUGUCCUUGUCGAGCACACCCCUGGUGUCCAAGUUCCUUGUGGGCAGCACCCGCAGUGACAAGGAAGGCGACAUUGACUACGGUGCGGUGCUGCUGGGGAUGCUGGUGACGCAGGACGUGCAGCUGGGACUGGUCAUCGCUGUCCUGCCCACGUUCAUCCAGGCGGGAGCCGGCGCGCACGCCAGGCAUCUCCCUCUCUUUCCCAGUGUCGCCAUGGAGAUCCUGCGGGUCCUGGGCCUGGUCGGGCAGGUCGUCUUCUCGCUUGCUGCGGUUCUCCUCUUCUGUCUUGUCGUGAGGACCUACCUCGUGGGACCGUACUGCCGGAAGCUGCACGCGGAGAGCAAGGGGAACAAGGAGAUCCUCAUCCUGGGAAUCUCCGCUUUCAUCUUCCUCAUGCUGACGUUGCGUUGCCUGCGAGUGUCUCGUAAUCUUGGGAGAAGACUAAGGUCUGCUUUUGCGCAAAGCUGUUCACGUCACCGAGCUCCUGGACGUGUCCAUGGAGCUGGGCUGCUUCCUGGCCGGAGCCCUGGUGUCCUCCCAGGGUCACGUGGUCGCCGAGGAGGUCGUUUCCUACGUGGAGCCCGUCCGCGACUUCCUGGCCAUCGUGUUCUUCGCGUCCAUAGGCCUUCACGUGUUCCCCACCUUCGUGCUGUACGAGCUCACCGUCCUGCUGGUCCUCACGCUCUCGGUGGUGGCCAUGAAGUUCGUCCUGGCAGCCCUGGUCCUGUCUCUGCUGCUGCCCAAGACCAGCCAGUACGUCAAGUGGAUCGUGGCCGCGGGGCUGGCCCAGGUCAGCGAGUUCUCUCUGGUCCUGGGGAGCCGGGCGCGCAGAGCACGUGUCAUCUCUCGGGAGGUGUACCUCCUCAUCCUGAGUGUGACCACGCUCAGCCUCCUCCUGGCCCCGCUGCUUUGGCGAGCGGCCGUCGCCAGGUGUGCGCCCCGUCCCGAGAGAAGGUCCAGCCUCUGAGGACCGCGGCCAGGCGACUGGCCGGAGCUGUCACCGCAUUCCCGGACCUCAGAGUCUCCCGGAGCCCGCCUCUGCGUGCAGUGAUUAUGCACCAUGUACAUGUAACUCUGCGAUUUACAAAUCGCCUUGACUCUUUUGCCUGGAUGUGCCUUUUCUUCAGAAAUUAUGUUAACUUUCUAUUGUUAUUUCAUCAGUUCAUGUUUUUUUGGUAAAGAAAAAACUAGGAGGCUUUUUAAUUUAUUGUACAACUUGUAAACCGUUGGUUGAUAUUUGUUAUUAAACGUUUCUGUGACGUGAGCUUUUAAUUCUCACAAUGUGUUUGGAAAGUUACUUUUAAUCCUUAAAGUCUCUGUUUUCUAAGAUGAGACAAGUUCUUCUAAAUGUCUUUUGCUUUUUAUUACAAUUUUAAACAACACUUUCAUGUCAGUUUUUAUCAGGUAAAUCAUUCUU